Molecule: messenger RNA, 954 nt
Organism: Hemisphaericaspora subhashii
Lineage: Eukaryota; Fungi; Ascomycota; Pichiomycetes; Serinales; Debaryomycetaceae
Exons: 1
Coding region: 1-954 (317 amino acids)
Molecular function (GO): zinc ion binding; ferrous iron binding; oxidoreductase activity, acting on single donors with incorporation of molecular oxygen
Source: RefSeq, a predicted model, not a curated record
AUGACAGCAGCAACCAAAUUUAUUAAAAACACCCACCCUUUCCCCACCUAUUUCUUCAGUCAUGGAGCUCCAUCAUUCAUGUAUCCAGAAGAUCAAUUCGGAAACGCAGGAGCAUACAAAACCAUCAAAAAAAUCGGUACCAAAAUCAAAUCCCAACUCAAACCAGAUUAUAUUAUCGUUGUGAGUGCUCAUUGGCAAUCUCAAGGCACGAAUUUAAUUGAAAUCAAUUAUCAACCCCGGGGAGAGAAUAAGUUGAUUUAUGAUUUUUAUGGAUUUCCUAAAUAUAUGUAUCAAGAAGAAUUUCAUUCUUUUGGUUCCUUAACUAUUGCCAAUGAGAUCCAAAAAGAAUUAAAAUCUGGUGGAUUUGAUACUAGGAUUUCUGAUCGUGGUAUUGAUCAUGGAGUUUGGGUGCCUUUUAAAGUUGCUUUUAGUGAUUAUACUACCCAAACGAAACAACCUGAAGAGAAGGGGGCGUUGGAUUUACCUGAUACUGCGGUGAUUCAAGUUAGUUUAACUUCAUCAGAUGGAGAUUUUGAGAAACACUUCAAAUUAGGUGAAGUGUUGAGUAAAUUUAGGAAUGAAUUAGUAUGGGAUGAAGAGAAACAAAGGUAUUUAAGUGGGAUGAUUAUUUGUUCAGGUAUGAGCGUACAUAAUUUAUAUGACUUAGGUACAAGUUUUCAAAUGCCUGGCAAAGUUAUGCCAUAUGUUAAACCAUUUAAUCAAUUAUUAAAUAAUACUUUAACCAAAAGUGGUGAUCGUUUAUUGAAUGGAUUAUUGGAUUUGAAGAAGAGUAGUUUAUUAAAACAAGCUCAUCCUACUUUAGAACAUUUCGUACCUAUUGUGGUUGCAAGUGGAGUUGCUAACAAAUCAGGUGAAUCAAUUAAGGAAUUGUAUAAUGCUGAAGCAAAUAGUUUAGCUUGGGGUAUUUAUCAAAUUGGUAAUUACAAACUUUGA